Messenger RNA from Ceraceosorus guamensis, 623 nucleotides. RefSeq lists its product as hypothetical. NCBI's taxonomy places the organism in Eukaryota, Fungi, Basidiomycota, Exobasidiomycetes, Ceraceosorales, Ceraceosoraceae. The coding region runs from base 117 to 437 and encodes 106 amino acids. The record is from RefSeq and is a predicted model, not a curated record. The transcript is spliced from 4 exons.
CACAACCUCAUCUCUCACACUAUUUGAAUGCAGUCUCCACACCUGUGCCGCAAGAUCUUGUGCUACAACUCAGUUAGGUAUUCUCGAUUGAGACAAGCCAUUGGGGAUAUCCAAACAUGACAUCCAACCCUAACCACCACGCCGAAGAAGCUUCCAAGCUCGAGAAGCUGCUGCAAGGUCGCAGCGAUGUUAAAGAGCUCCAAGAGAAGGGUAUCCUCAAGAACUCCACUGCUGCUCCCGCCUUGCAGGCUGCGCAGGCGGAGCUGAUCAAGCACCAGCUGGAGGAUCGUCUGGAGGGCAAGUUGGAGAGGCGCCCCGAUCGCGCAGAGCUGGAGAGACUCGGCAUUCUCAAGGAUGAUGCGGAGGAUGCUUCGGUGACGCAGGCAAAGAAGGAAGAGUUGGAGAAGCAGCUCAAAGCUGAUGGAAUCCUCAAGUAGAGAGGGAGAGGCUGCUGGUGAUCUUGGCCAAUCGCUGCUGUGAGGUAUUGUCGCCCACUUUCAGACCGGGACGUUGUGUAUCGUCAUUGCUCAUGACAACGGCAUGUAUGCACGUAUCGACGCAUGCCAAUUCCAGGCGUUCACAUUCCGCGCUUCAGACUCGUGAAUACCGAUGCUUCAAGCGAU